Prunus armeniaca (apricot) is the source of this 345-nucleotide messenger RNA. The record is from the annotation of a GenBank genome assembly. NCBI's taxonomy places the organism in Eukaryota, Viridiplantae, Streptophyta, Magnoliopsida, Rosales, Rosaceae.
AUGCUCAGUUGGCUGUUACUGCUGCCACGGAUUUUAGAGCAGCGAGGUCCUCCUCCUUCUACUUUGAGUGAGGAGACCAUGCCUCCUCUUAGCUCUCCUAUCCUACUUGGUGUCGCCCGGCGGGUCUGGCUGGGAGUUGUCAUUCGUAAUGUUGAGGGUAGAUUCUGCCGGGGAGCUGCUAAAUCCAGUUCUUGUGCUUCUGCGCUUGUGGCGGAGGCUUUGGCAGCUUCUCAUGCUUUAUCUAUGGCGGAUCAACGAAUUGUUUUGGAAUCAGAUUCUAAAGUUCUUUUGGAUGGGGUUAAUGUCAAGGAUAGUAACAGAAUCUGGAUGAAAUCAGGCGUAUGA